GUAGGAACAUCUGGAAAUGUGUCAGUUGGGUCUUUUAUUUAGAAGGCAGGAUUUAUGUCAGCUUUAUUGCGCAUUGCAGUUUCUCCUAAUCAUAGUAAUACGAGUUAACGGUCUUGGUGCAUAUAUACAGUCUUCAUCUACAAUGAAUGGGGACUGAAGCUUUAAAAAAUUACGCAAAAACACCACAAAUCUAUCAGAAACUUCGACCCAUGUGCUAUAUUGACAUGGCAGGAUUGCAUUAUAAUUAGAUACAACACUUACUACAGUGGAAAUACAAUUGUUAUAAUUUGUCUUCACAAGUUCCAUGCAUUAAAAAGACAUGUCUUCUGAAGUCUCAAUUUCUUUGUGCAAGGAAAAAAAUACCAAAAUCAUUCAUUAUUCCUUAUUUGAAUAAUUGAAUUGUAAUUGCAUGGAAAGUGCAGCCAGCACAGUUUUCAAUCAUUCUUUGUGUUGCAUGGCAGAAAGUUUUCAUUGACAUGAGGGUGAGUAAAUGAUGGCAGAAUUAUAAUUUUGGGGUGAACUAAUAUUGGGAGUUACUUUUUGUUUAAUAAAGCACAGUUUGUCACAGUGACCUAAUUCCUGCUGCAGUUUCAUCAGCCUUUCUUUUGCCCUCUCUUACUGACUGUCUUGUUGUAUCAGCAGAUACUGUCCUCUCAGCAAACUGGCCACUCAAGCUUGUUGACAGAGCUUUGCUUGUACUCUUUCAGUCGUUGGAGUGUCUGAUGGAGCAGGCUGGUUUCUAUUGUGCUGAGCUGCAUCCAUCCAUGUCACAUCUGCAGACUGAACUCGGAUAUUGUUGAAAACUGCAGAAUAACUAAAAUAAACAUGGAUUUUAAGGAGGAGGUCAGUGACUCUGAUAGCGGGAUCAUUUUGAACUCUGGCCCAGACAGUCCCACGUCUCCAGUAAAGGACCUGAGCACUCACACACGUGCCAUGAGGCUGAAGCAGCAGGCCCUUGAGGACAGACUGGAGCUUUGUGUCCUGGAGCUAAAGAAACUCUGCAUUAGGGAGGCUGAGCUGACUGGAAAGCUGCCCUCCGAUUACCCUCUCCUGCCUGACGAGAAGCCUCCACAGGUCCGGCGACGCAUCGGAACUGCUUUCAAACUGGAUGAGGGUUUUAUUUCACAAGAUGGCGAGGAGUCUGAGCUGCACGCGCUCGAGGCUGAUCUCGCUCUGCAGCGGCAGAUUUAUGAGGCAGCCCAAAAGCUCUCCCUCGAGGAGCACAUCAGCAAACCAGUGAGGAAAAGCCGACUGCAGCAGUGUAAACGUGAAGAGAAGAAGCUGAAAGAACUGCAGGAUGCAAUACUGAAACACCGCAUCAACCACGGCUGUGUCUCUCCACAGACCUGCUAUUCUUCCAGGCAGAGAGAUCUUUGUAUGUCUGAUGACAGCUCGCUGUCAGACACUGUUGCCUUGGAUGAUGACUCAGACUCUGCUCCCUUUUCUCUGGCCGUUCUGGGGUCUUCCGCGGACAGCGGUUUCCAGUGUCUGACUCUCUUGCCCAAUAACGGCCCAAAGCAAUCGAGCUCCAGUUCCAGUCUGGACUAUGAUGCCUCUCCAAUCCAGAACUCUCCAUGGAAGGAAUCCAGCUUGGACCAGCCCUACCAGAAACAAAAACCUUCUCACUCUGCCUGCAGCAGCCGCUCAAGCAGCAGCCCAACAAGCUCACCAACAGACACAAGAAUGGCAGAACUUCCUCCAACACCUCAGUUUGUGUUUAAGAGUCUGCCAGUGCAAAACAAUCAGCCAAACAGCGCCCCCUCCACCCCAGAGCUGCCACUGCACCGACAGUUCUCACAGUCCUUCAGGCUUCCCAGAAGCAAACCAGAUUUGACCAAGGCCAGCUCAGACCUGGGACGGGGCCGGACCAAGUUACCGCGUCGACGAGUGACAGAUUUUGCACUGGCCUACUCAGUUCAACGUUUAUAUCAGUGCAGCUCUGAAGAAAGCAGCUCUGAGCUUUCCAUUUCUUCAUAUAGCAGUUCCUCCAGCCGAGAGACAACCACCGAAGCACCCAAACCCUGUCCGCCUCCAUACGGCUACCACCGCACCGCUCCAAAUAAAGGACCGGGCCAGCUCAACACCCACAGUACACUCAAAAACAACAACAACAACAACCCACCUCACCUCGUGCCCAGACCCAAUCAAGUGAAGAUUAGCAAUGGGACACCACUUCAGGUGAACAUAGGGAGGCUGCAACUCGGCCCGAAUUCACAAUCUGAUCCUGUACAUACUAAUAAACCCCAAUCUGGUCCUGUACAUACUAAUAAACCCCAACAAGUUCAGGUUACUUCACCCAAACGAAUGCUCAAGCCUCCCCCACCGUACACGAAGGUGGUCCGCACGACGUCGCUAAGAGAGUAUCUCAACCACCCCAGCCGUGUGAUUCCUCGAGAAGUGGUAUCAGGGGAGCUUAAAACCUGGCACCAGAAAAACAAUAUAGCCAUAUCCAAACCCUGCUCACUUGAACGGCAAGGAUCGAUUAGAAUUAAGCGCCCAGAGCCACCACCCUACCACCAUAUUCCCUCUCAUAAACAGGUUUCUCAGAAAGUGAUUCUGCAAAGGGCUUCCGAUGGAACGCCGCUGCAGUGGUACGAAGAGGAAGACUCCGAGAUUGUGAGUCAGGUGUAACCAGGUAGAAGAAACCUAGAGUAAAUUAAACAGAGAAUAAGUGAACUCUAAUUGUACACCAUCUUUAUUUUUAUUUAUUGAGCCAAUGGACUCACUGAUGUAGUCUGAUUAUGUUAAUUCUCACCAAGACUUUUUGACCAAGUUGGAGCUGAGUCAGUGAAGUAUAUGCCUCAAUUCCAUAUAUGUCUGCAUUUGUGAUUAAAUUUCAAGUCUAAGACUUCCUUGUAAGGCAUCAUGAUAUUUAUGAUGAAUGUAUAAUAUAAUUGUGAUUUUAUUGUUGUCAGGAGAGUGUGGCCCACCUUUUGCGUAUGAACGCCCUCAAGGAAAUGACAUCAUUUAGUAUAUAUUUGUGUCUGGUACACGAUCCUUCAUAAUUAAAGUAUUAUGUAAUGUCUUCGUU
This is a messenger RNA of Sinocyclocheilus anshuiensis, 3031 nucleotides long. RefSeq lists its product as uncharacterized. The record is from RefSeq and is a predicted model, not a curated record. The transcript has 10 exons. Gene Ontology annotation, biological process: positive regulation of protein ubiquitination; adherens junction maintenance. Bases 826 to 2631 code for a protein of 601 amino acids. Lineage: Eukaryota; Metazoa; Chordata; Actinopteri; Cypriniformes; Cyprinidae.